Messenger RNA from Pungitius pungitius (ninespine stickleback), 5285 nucleotides. RefSeq names its product roundabout, axon guidance receptor, homolog 3 (Drosophila) (gene robo3). Gene Ontology annotation, molecular function: protein binding. Lineage: Eukaryota; Metazoa; Chordata; Actinopteri; Perciformes; Gasterosteidae. Gene Ontology annotation, biological process: cell-cell adhesion. The transcript is spliced from 27 exons. The coding region runs from base 567 to 4763 and encodes 1398 amino acids. The record is from RefSeq and is a predicted model, not a curated record.
UGCAGCGCGCUGUGUUGGAUGAGGCCGGGGGAGUUCAUUCCUAGUAGCGGAGCAGGAGGAGUGGAGCGGGGGCGCGCAGCGGGCACGCAGCGGACACGCACGGAAAGAAGAAGUGGAGCUUCGUGUUUAACAAAGUUCACAGUGGCUCUCAGCGGCAGCACCUCGCGCACCUGCAGACCUGUCCACUCAGCGGGGCUGCUCGUGAGUGUUUCUCCUGAGUGACGUUAGCGUGGGGACGGGACGGGAGGGGGAACGCAGACCGACCGACAGACUGACCCACCGAGCGAGCGCCGCCUGCCACUCACAGCCGCCUCUCCUCUCAUCACCGGCGGCUUACUUUCCACGGACCAUCCGCCCACUUUUCGCAGCGGUCCAAACAAGUUCCCCGGCUUGAAGCGGCGCUUUCUUUGUGCAGCGGCAGAGAUGCUGCGCGUGGAGCUUGAUGCCGUUUCCAUCCCGUAGGCUGGAAGUCAUCCAUCAGCGCGUCUCUUUGGAUAUAUCAUCACCGCUGCUGGACAGCCAGUCCGGGAUCCACCGUAGCUGCCUAUGACACAUCUGAGUGGAUAAUGGAGUAUCGCCACACUUCGGUUCCCCUACUGGUUUUAUGCGUACUCACAACUUUGGCAUAUGGAUCUCGACCCAGGUUGGAGGAUGCGGCCCCCCGGAUCGUGGAGCACCCCUCUGAUCUGAUUGUGUCCAAGGGCGAGCCGGCCACCCUCAACUGCAAGGCCGAGGGACGGCCGACUCCAAUAGUGGAAUGGUACAAAGACGGCGAGCACGUGGAGACGGAUCGAGAUGACCCUCGGUCCCACCGGAUGCUGUUACCCAGCGGCUCCCUCUUCUUCCUGCGAAUCGUACACGGCAGACGAAGCAAACCCGACGAAGGGGUCUACGUGUGCGUGGCGCGCAACUACUUGGGCGAGGCGGUCAGCCGCAACGCAUCGCUGGAGGUGGCAAUCCUGAGAGAUGACUUCCGUCAAACGCCCAGUGAUGUAGUGGUAGCAGCAGGGGAACCGGCUGUCAUGGAGUGUAUCCCCCCCAGAGGCCAUCCCGAGCCCACCAUCUCCUGGAAAAGAAACAACAUCCGGGUCAAUGACCGAGACGAGAGGAUCACAAUGCGAGGAGGCAAAUUGAUGAUUUCCAACACCAGGAAAGGCGAUGCUGGCAUGUAUGUGUGCGUCGGGACCAACAUGGUCGGAGAGAAAGACAGUGAUCCUGCUGAGCUGGUGGUGUUUGAGAGGCCGGUGUUCACCAGGCAGCCAGUGAACCAGGUGGUGUUGGCCGACGACACAGUGGACUUCUUCUGCGAGGUGCACGGAGACCCGAUCCCGACGGUCCGCUGGCGGAGGGAGGAGGGGGAGUUAGCUCGGGGCAGGUUCGAGAUCCGCAGCGACAACAGUCUGCGUCUGACCCAGGUGCGAGGUGAGGACGAGGGCACGUACACCUGCGUGUCAGAGAACAGCGUGGGCAAAGCCGAGUCUUCUGGGACACUGCAAGUGCACGUGCCCCCCCAGAUAGUGAUUCGGCCGCGGGACCAGAUCACAGCCCCAGGUCGCACCGUAACCUUCCUCUGUGGCACCAAAGGAAACCCUCCGCCGGCCGUCUUCUGGCAGAAAGAAGGCAGCCAGAUCCUGCUGUUCCCCAUCCAGGAGCCGUCCCAGUCGGGCCGCUUCUCUGUGUCGCUAAGCGGUGAGCUCACCAUCACCAGCGCCCAGGUGGAAGACUCCGGCUAUUACAUCUGUCAGGCCAUCAGUGUGGCCGGCAGCAUCCUCACCAAAGCGCUGCUGGAGGUGGAGAGUGCACCCUCGGACCGCCUGCCGCCCAUUAUCCGACAGGGCCCAGCUAAUCACACUUUAGCUCCUGGCUCCACCGCUCAGCUUCACUGCCACAUCAUGGGCAACCCCAUCCCCAGCAUCCAAUGGGAGAAAGACGGCCAAAGGAUCUUGGGAAACGAUGGCCGAAUCAGCUUGAUGGAGAACGGUACCUUCCAAAUCACCAACCUCCAGGAAACGGACUCCGGGGUCUACACCUGCCUGGCGUCCAGCUCCAGUGGAGAGACCAGUUGGAGUGGAGUGCUCACAGUCAAAGAGAGUGCAGACCCGUCGGUCGCCCAGGCCGCAGAGCCCUUCCAGCUGCCAGGCCCGCCGCACAAACCCAUCGUCACGGACGUGUCCAAGAACAGUGUCUCUCUGACUUGGCAACCCAACGCCCACGAGGGGGGAGCCGCUGUCACCGCCUACAUCAUCGAGGCCUUCAGCCAAUCGGCGGGCAGCACGUGGCAGACUGUAGCUGACAUGAUCAAGAUGGAAACACACACCAUCACGGGCCUCCUCCCCAACACCGUUUACCUGUUCAUUGUGCGAGCCGUCAACGCCUACGGCCUAAGCGACCCGAGCCCCAUCUCUGAGCCCGUCAGAACCCAAGAUGUGAGUCCUACGGGUCAGGGAGUGGACCACAGGCAAGUGCAGAGGGAGCUGGGAGAAGUAGCGGUCCAGCUGCAAGAGCCAGUCACGCUAACAACAGCCUCCAUCCGAGUGGCCUGGACUGUGGACCGUCAGUCUCAGUACGUCCAGGGCUACCGCCUGUUCUACCGACCGAGCGGAGGGACCUGGCUCCUCCAGGACAUCAACUCCCCCUCCGAACGCAUCACCGUCCUCAGCAGCCUGCUCAAAGGAACCGAGUACGAGAUCAAGAUCCGUCCCUACUUUGACGAAUUCCAGGGAAAGGACAGCAGAACAUUACUGGUCCGAACCCCAGAAGAAGUCCCAAGUGCCCCACCCAGAGCUGUCACGGUGGUAACAGUGAAGCUAAGCAACAGCUCCAGCAUCAGCGUCUCCUGGGAGCCUCCACCCAGCGAGAUGCAGAACGGCGUCAUCCAGGAGUACAAGGUUUGGUGUUUUGGCGGCGGCGGCGACAACCAGACACGCUCCCACAUCAACAGGACGGUGGACGGGAACACGCUGUCCGCUGCGCUGAAGGGCCUGGUGCCCGGCUUGCUCUACCAGGUGGAGGUGGCGGCGGUGACCAGCGCCGGGAUCGGCACCCGCAGUCAGCCGGUCUCUGUCCUCAUCAAGCUGCCAGCCGAACAGCCGUCGGUGGCAGGCGGCGGCGGCCCCAGUGACGGCGGCGAGGAGAGCAGUGUGAGUCUGGCCGAGCAGAUCACCGACGUGGUGAAGCAGCCGGCGUUCAUCGCGGGCAUCGGCGGAGCCUGCUGGGUCAUCCUCAUGGGCUUCAGCGUCUGGAUCUACUGCCGACGCAAGAAGCGGAAGGAGCUGAGCCAUUACGCCGCCUCCUUCGCCUACACACCAGCAGUUGGUUUCCCUCACGGAGAGGGAACAGUACUCAACGGAAGGCCGGGCGUGCUGGGAGGCAGCAUCGGCAACUACCCGUGGCUGGCAGACUCUUGGCCCACCACCAACCUGGUCCACAGCGGCAAGGAGCCAGUCAACUGCUGCACCAGCAACCACGACACGGCUGAGAGAUACUACAACGAUGCAGGAAUCUCCAACUACCUGAAUCAGACAGAGAAGUACAGCAUGGGCGGCUCCACCGAAGGGCCCAUCUACAGCACCAUCGACGCCACCAACGAGGACUUUGCCUACGCACAGCACGCCUCCACCGCUCCCUACGCCUCCACCUCCAUCAUGCCUUUCACCAACCAGAUGCAGGCGCCGGCCCACAGCGGCGAGCAGCCGGCGGAUGGACACUGGAUCGCCCAGUCGGGGCUGUCCGGAGCUCAGUACGCCCAGCCGGACCGCUGCAAUGGUAGUAAACCCAAGCAGAAGGCGAUGGGUAAGGCCGUUAAGACCCCGUCUCUGACCUGGAUGGAGGCGCUGCCCCCUCCUCCCCCCAUUGAGAAUUUGGAACAGUUUGUGGCGGACGACGAGCCCCCCGAGCAUGAGCACAUGGACAUAGGCUCGGAUGAGGAGUGGUGUCCCCCUCUCCCGGAGAGGACCUACCUGAUGGAGGGCUGCGAGGAUGGACCCUGCCCCCCUCAGAGGAACAACGCCUCCUCCCCGGCCACCUCCUACAGCCACCAGUCCACCGCCACGCUCACGCCAUCGCCCCACGAGGAGGGCCGAGCGCCCCAUGACCUCCCCCGCCUCAACCCCGCGGAUGGCCAGCCACUCUCACGCAGAAGGUUACCCUGCGGUCCAGUGCCAGUUCCCCAGGCGCUGAGCCCGCUGCUCACCCAUUCCAACCCAAACCUCUCCGGCCAACAGCAUCACGGCUCACCAGAGGUUGGCACGCGGCAGUGCCAGAGUCCUGGCCAUCGCUGCCUCCCCAGCCAGGGGCCGGGUCUGAAUGAAGACACCGUCAGCGCCACUACACCCGUGCACGGUCGCUCAUCUCCAGCAGAUUUGUGCACUCCUCCCAACCAAAAAGCACGCGUGAAAAAGAAGGUGUCAAAGAGUUCAGCCUACAGAAGGGAUGUGCAAGGAGACCUGCCCCCACCCCCCGAGCCGCCCCCAGGGGAGGACCGGUUGCAGGGCCCCCAGGGCUGCGUGGAGGCGGGCAGCGCGGUGAAUGGCGCUCUGUCCUCCCUGGAGAGGAGCGAAUACAGCAGCAGUCACCAACGGAAGGGCUCGGGACAAAGACACACCGACAAUGAGGAGACGGUGCCGUACAGCAGUAAGGCCGCUUACCUCUCCAGGAGUCAGAUGUCCAGUAACUGCUCGACCACAGGAAGCUCCUCCUCCAGAGGCUCCACGGGCUCCCGGGGGCUCCACUCGGGCCGGAAACACAACGAGGAAAUGAGAUAAAGACACCAGUAAGUGUGUCGAAGCCUCCAUCUCCCACCAUCUUCCCACUGUGGACACAAAGGAUGCACGAGAAGAAGAGGGCUUUGUUUGAGACGCUACACUGUGUCUUCAAAGGGAAAGAACGCAACAACAGACUCUACAUCAUGUUUUUUUGGGUAUUACUACAGUUAUUUAUGGGCAAACAACGUUAUUCCUCUGAUUUGUAAAUAUCUGUGUCUGUACUGUUAUUUUGUGGGCUCUCAAUACAGGGAAAGAGACGUAUAUUGUAUUUAUGAGGAUAGAACAAAAAAAAAGAAAAGAGUCUGUUAAAACAAAACAAAAAAAAAGCUCACGUCUUCUUGAAUGUGCCAACCUUUUUUUGUCAAAAUGUAUACUUUUUGGAAAAAGCAUUAACUGCUGUUGCACUCUCUCGUUGUCAUGGCAAAAACAACAGAAAAUAUGAAGCACAAAGGGUGACGCUGGUCAGAAAAGCCAAAAUGAAUGGGCUGUUGCUGCUGGGGAACGACCCCCCCCCCCCCCCCC